Molecule: messenger RNA, 378 nt
Organism: Aspergillus pseudoviridinutans
Lineage: Eukaryota; Fungi; Ascomycota; Eurotiomycetes; Eurotiales; Aspergillaceae
Exons: 3
Coding region: 1-378 (125 amino acids)
Source: RefSeq, a predicted model, not a curated record
AUGACCCACCUAAUUGUUGAAGAUGAUGAUCUUGGUCUUAAUGUCCUCCAUGAAGCCCCUGCGGGUUCUAGUGGCUGUUGGGAGACGGAGAGUACAGAUGAGUCCCCCAGCCUAAUCCCCGUGGAUAUUGUGGCUAUUCAUGGAGUUGGAGCCCACCCACUUCACACCUGGUCUUACUGGGACCCGGUCAAAAAGUCCGUGUUGAAUUGGCUCUGGGAUGAACACAUGUUACACAGUGACCUACCCCAGGCGCGCAUCAUGAUUUUUGGCUACCGGUCCGAGUGGAAGGGACGGCGACCAUCUGAUGUAUCCUCCACGGAAAUUGCAAAACGGUUCUUGCAGGCUUUAGCACGAGCUCGAAAGGUGCCAGUUACCUAA